AUGGCAUGUGAAAUCCCAAAUGCUUUGCGUGAGAUCCUCCACCUUCAUGUUGGAUCAGCAGGUAUCGAAAUCGGUAAUCAGUGUUGGGAAUUAUAUUGUUUGGAACACAAUUUGGAUGUAGAUGGUCGUAUAGCUGCUGAACAAAGUCAAGAUGUUCCUCCAAAAUGCUUUUUCUUGGAAUGGAAUGCUGAUACAAGGAAAAAGUAUCGUCCUCAGGCACUUUUUGUUGAUGUCGAUUCAUCUGCAAUCGAUAACGUAAAAACGAGCAAAUAUCGAAAUCUAUACACUGAUAGUCAGUUUUUCACAUCAACAGAUUCUUGUUCCUUGAUACUUGAUGGAAUUCGAAAACAAGUAGAAGUUUAUGAUAAUUUUCAAGGGUUUGCAUUAUUUCAUUCUACAUAUGGUACAUGCUCGAGUUUUACGUCUCAACUUUUAAAGAAUUUGACAUCCGAAUAUUCAAAGAAAAUAACUAUAACAAAUUCAGUAUUCGGUUCAUCAGUCAAUGCUUCGAGUAUGUACAACCUAUUGAAAUAUGCCCACGUGGUUAUACCAAUGGAAAACAAAGCUAUUUAUAGUCUGUGUAAACAGCGACUAGAUAUUGACACACCCACAUAUUCAAACGUUAAUAAACUGAUUGCUAUGUGCUGGAGUAACAUAACAUGUUCAAUGCGAUUUGACGGAUAUAUAUUGGCAGAUUUAAACGAAUUCCAAACAACAUUAGUUCCUUAUCCUGCAAUGAAAAUGCUAUCGUCUUAUCUUUUACCGUUAAUACCAUUUUCAUUUAGCACACAUACUAAUUUUAUAUCUCCGUCAGUGUACGACAUGUGCACACCAUUAUUUUCCCAACCGAACACAUGUUUUAUACACCAGUUUACUCCAUAUAAAAUGACCUUAGCUGUCAAUCUACUCUUUCGAGGUGAAAAUAUCGUCCCAAAAGAAGUUGGGCAAAAACUGAUUAUGGAUAUGAAAAAAUGGUGGCGAUUUUCUGAUGGAACACCGACUGGGUUUAGAUGCGGUAUUAAUUACCAGCGUACAUACAUUUUUGGGGAUAAAUCAGAUGUAGCUCUCACAGAUAAACAAGUAUGUGUAUUAGCUAAUCAAACAGCAACAUCCAAACAUCUGUGUGAGACGAGUUUGAAUCAAUGUGAUAAAUUCACAAAAGAUGAGGAAGAACAAACCGAGGUAAUCGAAGCUCAUGAUUAUCUGCAAGGACUAAGAGCGGAUUAUCAACAAAUUGAAACAGAAAUUAUUCAAGAUCAUGAGUUGGACAUGACAACUUCUUUCGUAUCAGAAAACUGA
This is a messenger RNA of Didymodactylos carnosus, 1299 nucleotides long. The record is from the annotation of a GenBank genome assembly. NCBI's taxonomy places the organism in Eukaryota, Metazoa, Rotifera, Eurotatoria, Philodinida, Philodinidae.